Molecule: messenger RNA, 2011 nt
Organism: Lepisosteus oculatus (spotted gar)
Lineage: Eukaryota; Metazoa; Chordata; Actinopteri; Semionotiformes; Lepisosteidae
Product: mitochondrial translational release factor 1
Biological process (GO): translational termination
Molecular function (GO): translation release factor activity
Source: RefSeq, a predicted model, not a curated record
UCUGUGGUAUUUUACAGCGUUCAACAGUGACUAUGGGAAAGAAACUACGUAUCCCAGAGAGCCUUGCAGAAAAUAUGUCAUUAACCUGCAACAGUUGUAGGGUCACAGCAAUCAUGCGCAAUCAUUCAUUCCGAUUGUUUUUGCACUAAAUUAAGUCUUGGUAGUGCGGUUUGUGUUAAGAUUUAGUUGUCAUAGCUAACUUUCAUUCACGAAACAAGUAAUGUAUUAACGGUAAUGUGAAGGUAAAAAUUAGCAGGUUCAGGACCGUACUUGUACAGAGAUAAGCACUGGAUUCAAAUUCUGUUUCAUACGUUAGCUCGAUAAAUUAUAAUUAUACAUCAGCCAGCCAAGCAAACCAACGUCUCGGCUAACAAUAACUAACUAAAGUUGAGAGAUAACCAAAUUGUGCUGUAUUGUAUUUUAGAUCAGGCGGUCUAACCUUUCUGCAGUCGCAUGCUUUGAAGCUGUAUCGAGUAACGUAAGAGAGUACUGUUAGUUUACCCUAGCCAUGUGGAAAAAGCUUCCGAAAUGAGAAACUUUGUACGACAGUUCAGCCUUCGUUUUUACAAACAUUGCUUUUCUCUGGCUGUGCCGCCUGCAGCUCGCAGUUUAAGGCAGCUCGCCUGUAACCAACACCCCUCGGUGAGAGCGGGCCCGCUCCGUAUUGAGAGGUUGCAACAUGCUUUAAGGAAAAAUCUGCGAAGACACUGCUGUAGCGGUACCAGGGAUUUAUUACAAGAAGAACCCGUAAAGAAACACUUGGAGGGUCUGUUUCGGGAAUACGAGCAGGUUACCCACAGGUUACAAAACCCGGCGCUCAGUGACAGUGAAAGAAGAGCGCUGAGCAGAAGACAGGUGGAGCUCUUGCCGAUGGCGAGUGUCCUUGAAGAGACGGAAAGAGCUUGGAAAGACCUGAAGGAUGUAGAAGCUAUUCUUCAGAGUGCAGAGGGAAAAGAUGACCAGAUGGUGAUGUUAGUUGAGGAGGAACAGAAUAUCAUUGCAAAACGCAUUGAAGCACUGCAACGACAACUGCUGGAGAACCUAGUGCCCAGUGACAGACACGAUGGCAGUGAUGUUAUUUUGGAGGUGGCAGCAGGAAGAACUACAGGAGGUGACAUAUGCCAACAGUUCACCAGAGAAAUCUUUGAAAUGUACCUUGCGUUUGCAAGCUACAAAAACUGGGCUUUUGAAGUUCUCAAUUACACUCCUGCCGAGUAUGGUGGGUUGCAUCAUGCAGCAGCCAGGGUUUCAGGGGAGAAUGUUUACAAGUAUUUAAAAUAUGAAGGUGGGACCCACAGAGUGCAGAGGAUCCCCGAGGUUGGCCUCUCAUCCAGAAUGCAGCGUAUCCACACAGGAACAAUGACCAUUAUUGUAUUGCCCCAGCCCAGUGAGAUAGAUAUCCACCUAGACCCAAAGGAUUUACGAAUCGAUACAUUUAAAUCCAAAGGAGCUGGUGGUCAGAGUGUUAACACAACUGAUAGUGCUGUGCGAAUAGUUCAUAUUCCAACAGGAACAACAGUCGAGUGCCAACAAGAGCGUUCACAGUUGCACAACAGGGACACAGCGAUGAAGAUGCUAAGAGCUAAAAUGUACCAGCAGAUAACAGAGAAAGAAACUGAGAAAAGGCACAGCUUCCGUAAGCUUCAGGUGGGGACAAGGUCCCAGUCGGAGCGAGUUCGAACAUAUAACUUCACUCAGGACAGAGUUACAGACCACAGGAUUGGUUGUGUUGCCCGAGAUAUCAAGGAGUUCCUGAGAGGGGGAGAGCCCCUGGAUGAGUUCAUCAGACAGCUGCUGAAGUACGCAGAGAAGGAAGCACUCCUUGAAAUGCUGGAAAACAGCAGCCCAAGCAAAGCUGGUGAAUGAGACGACUGAAUACCUUGUUUCUGGAUUUUUUAAUAACCAUUUCCAAAUAAGUGCAAGUCGCUCACCAGCCAGACUUUGAAAUCUAUUGUAAUAUUUAGUUCUUCUUUAUCAAUUGUACCAUUAAAAAUAAAAAUGUGGCCAAAAA